Danio aesculapii is the source of this 561-nucleotide messenger RNA. RefSeq names its product small integral membrane protein 20 (gene smim20). The transcript is spliced from 3 exons. Bases 78 to 284 code for a protein of 68 amino acids. Gene Ontology annotation, biological process: mitochondrial respiratory chain complex IV assembly. Gene Ontology annotation, cellular component: mitochondrial inner membrane. Lineage: Eukaryota; Metazoa; Chordata; Actinopteri; Cypriniformes; Danionidae. The record is from RefSeq and is a predicted model, not a curated record.
UUUCAAACGUGAACUUUUCCCCGGAACAACUUGAUGAGUGUAUUUGCGUCCUCGAAUGAGGUGAAACUGUCAAAAUCAUGUCCAGUUCUAAGAGGAUAACGCUCAUAUUUGGAGGCUUUGUUGCAGCUGUUGCUGCGGCUUUUUAUCCUAUAUUUUUUCAUCCUCUCACUCACUCUGAAGACUACAAGCAAAUGCAGAAGGUGAACCGAGCUGGAGUCAAUCAAGCAGACAUACAGCCUGUUGGUGUGAAGGUCUGGUCUGAUCCCUACAAGCCCAAAUCAUGACUCCAGUGAUAAACAUAUGGAUGAAAAGGACAGAUGUGUCCCUCAUGGAGGACUGAGUAUUCGAGACGAAACGACCAUGCAUCAAUUAAGGAUGGGUGAAUCUUCUUUAUUGAGUGUGUUUUGUGGGAAUGAUUAACGAGAAUGACUUGUCAACAAACUAAAAAUGUAUAGCAUUUAAAUAUAUGGUGAUUGACUUUUGUCAUUUGUACUCAUUAGAUGUAUUUAUCGAGUAUCUUUGUUUUGACAUUAUUAUUCUAAAUAAAAUGCAAAUCUUGAA